Molecule: messenger RNA, 2215 nt
Organism: Aspergillus welwitschiae
Lineage: Eukaryota; Fungi; Ascomycota; Eurotiomycetes; Eurotiales; Aspergillaceae
Product: homeobox domain-containing protein
Exons: 3
Coding region: 535-1557 (340 amino acids)
Biological process (GO): regulation of transcription by RNA polymerase II
Molecular function (GO): DNA-binding transcription factor activity, RNA polymerase II-specific; RNA polymerase II cis-regulatory region sequence-specific DNA binding
Source: RefSeq, a predicted model, not a curated record
CCAAUUGUUGAGCUGCCUCACUCCUUACCUUGCAUAACCUUGGUUCAGCUGUCUCCAUCGUCAUCGUGUGCGGCGAUGUCAAGGUACUUUUAAACUCAGGCGCUGGUAAGUAUAUUACUAUUAUCUGUCGCCCAUGUUCCUCUCCUCAACUAUCAUCGUUCGGAUUCAUUAUCUACGCUCUGUGACCUCAGUUGAGCUACCCUAUUAACCCUUCCACCCUUGUCCGUCCUUCUUUUGCUUCUCCAUCUCUUGAUAUCCACCUCAUUCCUCCCCCCUCUCCUCCCCGCCAUUUGAUUCCACCACGAAACCUCAUAAAUCCUACUUAUUCUCUUCACAACCCAAGUGGCUCGACGUGUGGGGUCUUAUUUUUUUCUUCCUCUACAUCUUCCAACCUGCCUCUUGAUUUGUGUGGAAGCCGCAGGCCGGCUAUACUUGUGCAAUCAAGCCUCCCUGCUCUGGCCUUCUGUUCUGCCUAUCAUAGUGGAAUAGUUACCUCCUCGGAACCCUUUUCCUUCCCUUUGGCAGUGUUUGUCUAUGUCCCAGUACCGUGAACUGGGUGAGGAUUCUGGAAAAAUGGCCAUUUCCUACGCAAGUGGACUUCCAGCGGACCAUACUCCUGCUCUUCCGUCAUUUCGAGAGCUACUCCCGCCUCAUCUCCAUGACGAGAUCGAAUCGACCUCAUAUUUCACUUCUCGCCAGCAUGCGCGCGAGCGGCCUACAUCAGCAGCCCACGAAUUGACGUCCAAUCCCCGCCCUUUCUCUGAUCGUCCCUACGGAUCACCCCCGAAAUUGCCAUUCGCUGGCGAUUAUGCCGCCCGGUCGAGUGAACCUCAAAGCCGGAUGGCUGGGCACCCGACCGACCCCAUCGCAGGCUCUCCUCGCUACGCUUCUCGUGGUCCGAGUCCUAUUCUACCUUCCAUCCGGGACCUUCAGUCGCUCCCUGAACGGGGACUGAAUACUUCGGGCGCCGCUUACCCAGAUUCAAGGGCCCUUUCUCGACCAGACUUCGCAGCGCAGGAAUUCAGGGCGGGCCCGGUUGGCCCCCACGCAUAUCCCCCAACCAACAUUCCAGGCACAGUACCGGGUGAUCGGAGGAGCGUGGAUUCUUUUCCCGUCAUGCCCAAUCAGACUGGCUAUGCCUAUCCCGCAAUGGCUUACCAGAGUGAUUCCGAACAAGCUUCUCCGCAAUCCCUUUCUCAUGCUCAACAAUCAAAUUUCGGUAUCCUUGGAGAUUCGAUCGAUCCCAAGAACAAGCGGAGACGGGGCAACCUGCCCAAGCCAGUCACAGACAUUCUGCGUGCCUGGUUCCAUGAACAUCUUGACCAUCCGUAUCCCAGUGAAGAGGACAAACAGAUGUUCAUGACCCGCACUGGUCUCACCAUCAGCCAGAUCAGCAAUUGGUUCAUCAAUGCUAGACGGCGUCAACUUCCUGCUCUCCGGAAUCAGAUGCGAAACGGUGGAAACGACAUUGACUCUCAACGGCAAUCUCCCUUCAGUGACAUGGACCAGACGUCCCCGGAAUCAAUGCCGUCUCCUCACCAGAUCGUCAAAUCAUAAAUUUCUUGCGAGCACAAUCGGGGUUUCGUUUAGCGCCGGGCAUCAUUCUUGAUGCCAUUACCGCAAGAUACAUCCGACAUUUCAUGAGUUAUGUGGCUUCGGGAUACCAAGAACCAAAUAGACACGAGAGUUCGCCACCCCACCCAUCUUUAAUCUUUCUUUUUGAUCAUCAAAGAAUUCUACGACGAGCCGAGUGAGAUGGACAACCGCUCUUGAUACCCUUUACCGUUUAUCUAAUCGACUUUAUAAUUAUCGUGCGUGGCUUCAACAUUACAGGGUUUAUUUGGCUGGAACCACAGUUUGGGAAUGGUAGCUGCUCAGAUGUGCGGCUCCUCACCUGUGCGCCCUUGCCUCCCACAUUUUGGCCGCCUAUUGCGAUAUUGCAUCUCUAGGUGUUUUUGGUCAUUUUAUCGGCUAUCUUAAUUUCCUUUGUUCUGUCUUUCUAUACUAGAUCAACGUGUUUUCUUCUGUCUUUUGGCGCGCUUACACUUGCAAGUCGGUUGUGAUGGGUUUCACUUGGAGAUGAGGAUCAAGCAUAUGCAUGACUUUUUGUACAGUAUAAGUACGGAUGAUGUGACCAUGUCAAGUUAGACUGUCUUUCCUUUUCAUUUUCUGCUUAAUUUUUUGGGGAGGUCAUCUCAGGUUUUGGAAUUAGACA